Molecule: messenger RNA, 5212 nt
Organism: Cyprinus carpio (common carp)
Lineage: Eukaryota; Metazoa; Chordata; Actinopteri; Cypriniformes; Cyprinidae
Product: neurotrypsin-like
Biological process (GO): proteolysis
Cellular component (GO): membrane
Molecular function (GO): serine-type endopeptidase activity
Source: RefSeq, a predicted model, not a curated record
CAGUUUGUUGGCUGCCGGUUCAUCAGUGCGGCGCGCGCGGGGUGCGUGAGCGCUUGGAGACGUAGCGCUGCGCGUGGGUCGCUACGAGGGGUGUGUGCGUCCGUGACACUACUCUACAACACCGAUUAGACAUCAUAUAUCAACCUACGGCGGGUCACGGAGCAUCGCAUCACUCACCCUGGAAACCAACGCUCUUAAACGGCAUCAGCGCAUUUCUGCCAUUCAAUCCGUUUGAACAGCGCUCAUUCGCGAAUACACCCUGCUUCGGAGGUGGCUUCUAAUACCGGACAAUGACACUGACCCAUAGCCGGAGAUAGGGAUGUAUCCAAGAGUGUGGAGGAUGCUCGCCCUGCUCGGUGUGUUUGCAGUCUUGCUGGAGGUGAAUGGUGAUGACAGCUACCUGAAUGCAGUGCAAAAUACAGUUCCUCUGUCCUGCUCUGAGGGCUUCACUGAGCUGGGCUAUUACAAUGGCACAGUUUCUCAGACUGACUCGGGUUCACCCUGUCUAAAGUGGGCCGAAUUCCCAGAUUACGUGCAGCAGUAUCCGGGCAGGGGACUUGGAGAGCACAAUUUUUGUCGAAAUCCUGACCGUGAGUCCAACCCAUGGUGUUUUUUCAGGCAGAGCUCAGGGGCCAUUGGUUGGGCCUACUGCGACUGCCAUCAAGGAGCAGUCAGGUUAGCAGGAGGUUCAUCCCCAAAAAGUGGCCGACUGGAGGUCUACCUGAAUGGCCAGUGGGGGUCGGUUUGUGACAGACACUGGACAGACCGUGAUGCUAGUGUGGUUUGCCGACAGCUUGGACUGGGUGAGAUUGGCACGGCUCUCCAGCAUUCAUAUUUUGGCCCCGGCUCCGGGCUUUUUCACUACGCCCGCCUUGGCUGCCGUGGUGAUGAGAAAUCCCUGCUGGAUUGCAGAAGCAGGAAGUUUGUUACGAGUGACUGUAACCAUGGAAACGAGGCCGGAGUGGUGUGUGCACCACCUGAAGGUAAUGGACCGCCGCUGCGGUUGGUUGGUGGAGAGGAGGACUUUGAGGGACGAGUUGAGGUCUUCCAUGAUGGGCACUGGGGGACCAUUUGCGAUGAUCAGUGGGAUGACAUGGAUGCUGAAGUGGUCUGCAGGCAGCUCGGAUUGGGGGGUAUCCCUAAAGCCUGGUCAUGGGCUCAUUUUGGGCAGGGCAGUGGGCCGAUCCAAUUGGACGCAGUACAGUGCACAGGCAAUGAGCUCUCUUUGGACGAGUGUCGUCACAGCGGAUGGGAACAACACAACUGUGACCAUAUGGAAGACGCUGGGGUGUCAUGCAAUCCCUAUACAGAUGGUGUAGUGAGACUGGUAGACGGUGAUAACCCAUGGGAAGGUCGUCUGGAAGUAUAUCACUCUGGGGACUGGGGCACGGUGUGUGAUGACAGCUGGACGGAGCAGCAUGCACAGGUGGUCUGCAGACAGCUGGGAUUCAGGGGUGGCGCAGAGGUCGCUCCUGCUGGCGCUUUCGGAGAAGGAACAGGGCUGAUUCUGCUUGACGAUGUGGAGUGUGAAGGCAGCGAGAGCUCUUUGCUGGAGUGUAAACAUAGCGUGUGGGGUCGACACGAUUGCUCUCAUAGCGAAGAUGUUGGAAUACGCUGCCACAGGGAAGAAAACAAUGAGGUCCCACUGGCUCCAGAAAGUACUGGACCUCUGGUACGACUGGAAGGUGGCGACAAUAGAAAAGAGGGCAGAGUGGAGGUGUUUCUUAAUGGAGAGUGGGGCAGCGUCUGUGAUCAUGGCUGGAAUGAUGUCAAUGCUGCCGUUGUCUGCAGACAGCUCGGAUUCACUGGGGUGUCAAAAGCAAGGCCGAUGGGUUAUUUCGGAGCAGGGAAGGGGACCAUCCAUCUGACCAACGUGAGGUGCACUGGGAAGGAGUCGCUCCUCGGAGAGUGCCCUUCUAAAGGACAAGACAGCCACACUUGUAAGCAUGGACAGGAUGCAGGUGUUGUGUGUGAUUAUUUGCCAGAGCCAGAGGCUGACAUAGCAGUGGUGGGCACACACACCUGCGGUUUGAGAGCUGGCGCUGAGAGACGCAGCAAGAGGAUUAUUGGAGGUUAUAAAUCUCUCAGGGGUGACUGGCCCUGGCAGGCGUCCCUGUGGCUCAGAUCCCAAUCUAAAGGGAAUCAGCCUCUGUGCGGAGCCACUCUCAUCAACUCCUGCUGGCUGCUCACUGCAGCUCAUUGCUUCAAACAGUUUGGAAGUGAUGCUUCACGGUACAUGGUGAAGCUCGGGGAUUAUAACACACAGGAGCAGGAUGAUUUUGAACAUGUCCUCUCUCCAGAGCGCAUAGAAGUGCACAAGAAGUACCGAACAGAGAGCUGGGAGCAUGACGUGGCUCUGAUCCGGCUGAAGGGCGCUGAGGGGAAGUGCGUGUCCUUUAACCCUCAUACUAACGCCGCCUGCCUGCCUGCACCUGGCAGCAAGUGGGGCAAGAGACCUGCAUCAUGUGUCAUCACUGGCUGGGGAAUGACAGACACUGAGCAUCCCAGCACUCUUCUUCAGGCCUGGGUACCUCUUCUGCCCUCGUGGCAAUGUAAGAAGCGUUACGGCGAGCGUUUCACUAGCCACGACAUGCUGUGUGCUGGCAGUAUGACGUCUGAUCUCAGAAAGCAUGCUGACAGCUGCCAGGGCGACAGCGGGGGUCCGUUAGUGUGUCAGGGUGAGGCAGGGCGCUGGGUACUGACAGGGGUCAUUUCCUGGGGUCACGGCUGCGGUGACCCCUCGUACCCAGGUGUAUAUUCACGGGUCAGUCGUUACCUGCCCUGGAUCGAACAGGUGACGCACAGCACCGCCCCUCUCCAACACUGAAGCACAACUCUUUCCGAAAACCACCUGCACGUCACACUUCAGAGAACUAGGACUCUGUUAAAGGAAAAACAAGAUCCUGAGAGUGUUUGACACCUGCUAUAAUCUUUGAACACCCUGGAUCUUAAUUCCUCUGUAUUCUGUAAAGUUCAGUUUUAUGUCUUUAGCAUUUAGAGAUUAGGAUCUAUUCUUACUCGCAGAGUCUGUGAAGGUUGAUACUGUGGAAUGAUCAGUGUGAUGGUAAAUGGACAGUUUACUUAAAAAUUAAAGUUCUGUCAUCAUUUACCCACACUCUAGUUCCAAACCUAUAUAAACGAUGACAGAAUUGACAUUUUUGGGUGAACUGGCCCUUUAAAAGAGUGUGAUUCUACCAUGCAUUUAAAAUGUUUGUAGUGCCGUCCAGAGGCUGCAGUGCAUGUCAAUGUAUGUAUUGUAUUUAAAAGCCAUUCGAUGCAGCUGCCCAGGCCUUCUGCAUGGUAGAGAAUGAUAGUAUAAGCUCCGCAAAAGCAGGUUUAUUUCUUAUUCUGUGGGGCGGAAGAAAACUGAAUGGAUUCCUCUGCUAUCCUUAUUUAACAGAAGGCUUGAACUGCUCCUCUAAUUUUCAAGGAAACAUUUUCAGUGUUGUGGAUUAGACAAGUAAAAUGAAUCACGUAGGCUUUUUUUAGAUAGCGACAGUCGAAGUGAUCUUUAAAGCCAUGUGUCUUCUAGAUGUGUCAUACAUCUAAUGCAGUAAUUUGAUUUUAAUCAUGUACAGUAAAUCAUGAUAUUUAACACAUUGGUUUACCAAGUAUGCUCUGUAUCAGUUUUGAUGCAUUAACAUACAGCUCUUGAAGAUAAAUACUCAGUAUGUUUUGAUUUGUCUCAAUCUUAGUAGACGUUUUAUGACAUCAAUGGCAUUUUAAAUUCAUAAUAGUGGAACACCUAAUGUGACUUUUCUCUUAUUUGUCAUUGUGAUUUACAAUACAAUGUGUGUCAUUCUGUAAAUGCAGUAUAGCAGGUGAUAAUGGAUUUUAUCCGUUCAAAGGGUAAAAUCAAGAGGAGUUUUUCACUUCUAAUGUAUUGAAAGAGCACGUGACUAUGUUUUGGUUGACAGUCAGUAAAGUCGUUCCUGUUCUUUGUUCUAUGAACUUUGUGUUUUCAUCCAGUGGGUGGCGAUAUUGUGUGUUUUUUGUUUUACUCAGAUCUGUUCAGCGCUGUAUCUAGAAAAAGAUUCUUCAGCCUGUUUCAUAUUUUAAACCCAUUUUGACUGUUUCUUCAUUACAGAACAUAAUUUCAGUGAUAUUCAUGCAAAUAAUGGUAGAUUUCUGUAGAAGAAAGAAAAAUGUAAAUAUCAAGGGCUCUUUAAAAUUGGUCAUUAAAAAAGGCAAUAGGCAUCUAAGAUGAUGAUGAUGCAUGGCUGAGAAUGUAAAAGCCAAGAGUGUCAAAUACAAUCAAAUUUGUAUGGCCAGUUUUAUUGAUCGCACAUUUGGACUUGAACGAUUUCCAUUUGUGUAAAAUAUAAACGGCUGGGGUGAAAGUAAUAUGACAUUUAAAAAGUCUAAAUGAUUAUCUUUUCAGGUAUAUCUCAUUGGCUGAUAUUUUCAUAUGGGCAUGAAUGUCCAUUUUUAUGGGUGCAACAAAAACGAAUUGCUCCCUAAAACACUGACUCAAUUUACUUGCAAGAUCUGAAAUGAAAGCUAGUUCUUAACAUUAGAAAGUUAUAUUCAGCCUGCUUUACAAUCAGUGUAUAUUGUCUUACAGAUUCCUCUAAUAAUCUGGUAUUGCCUGCUAAAUUAGUUAACAGGCAUAUAUUAUUCAUGUAUUCUUAAUGUAAGUGGAGCUAUGCCUUCCGAUGGGCCUUCAUAUUUCUACAGCAUUAUAUUGCUAUAAAAACCAUUAGGCCUACACAUUCAUCAUGGAUUUGCAAAAGAAAAGAAAAAAAGAGUGGUUUGGUUUAGAUCUCAAAUUACAACUUUUUUAAUUAAUUUAUUAUUUAUUUAUUUAUUUAUUUGCUUAGUUGGUCUUGUAGGUUAAUUCUGGAGAUGUAUUAAAUGCAAACCGCGGACUGUACUGAGUGCUCCUCCUCUCUAAAGGCUAACGUCUUUCUGUGUUUUGGAUGGUGCCUGCUUAGAUCUUCAAAAGCCAUUCUAAAAGUAAACUACACAGAAGACUGUUCAAAGCAGCCAAUCACUGCAUCAGAGCUUUGGGACUCUUCAUCAAGGGCCGUGAUAAGAGCUCAUCUCCCUGACACACUGGAGAGGGCUGAUGUCUGUUGCAUGUCAUGCAAGCAUCUGUUUGUAUGUUGAUGUUCUCAGUCAUUACCAAGUCUUUGAUUUUCUGUAAAAAAAGCUUUGAAUAUUUAAUGUGUGACAAGUGCCAAAAUAAAGUGACCUCUUCUUGUGGCAUUCA